AUGGCGCAGGCUGCGCAGAAGCUGGUGACGGCCAUCACCACCCAAGGGCCCAAGCUUGUUUCUGCUGCUAUCACUUAUUCAAAGCCUCGCCUGGCCACUUUUUUGUACUAUGCUAAAGUUGAAUUGGUUCCCCCAACUCCUGCUGAAAUUCCUAAGGCCAUUGAUGGCAUGAAAGGAUUGGUGAAGAGCAUGCAGACUGGUCGCAUCAAACAGCUCACUGUCAAGGAAGCUCUGAGGAACGGCUUGGUGGCUACUGAAGUGCUAAUGUGGUUUUACAUCGGCGAAAUCAUAGGCAAACGUGGCCUGAUUGGCUAUGAUGUUUGA
This is a messenger RNA of Podarcis lilfordi (Lilford's wall lizard), 324 nucleotides long. The record is from the annotation of a GenBank genome assembly. NCBI's taxonomy places the organism in Eukaryota, Metazoa, Chordata, Lepidosauria, Squamata, Lacertidae.